This is a messenger RNA of Eleginops maclovinus (Patagonian blennie), 8427 nucleotides long. RefSeq names its product receptor-type tyrosine-protein phosphatase beta-like. Gene Ontology annotation, biological process: angiogenesis; peptidyl-tyrosine dephosphorylation involved in inactivation of protein kinase activity. Gene Ontology annotation, molecular function: cadherin binding; protein tyrosine phosphatase activity. NCBI's taxonomy places the organism in Eukaryota, Metazoa, Chordata, Actinopteri, Perciformes, Eleginopidae. Gene Ontology annotation, cellular component: signaling receptor complex. The record is from RefSeq and is a predicted model, not a curated record.
GAGAGCACCACGCUCCCUCUCUCUCCUGAGGAGAGCACCACGCUUCAAGAAGCUGUGCAAUACGUUUAUUCUUCAUCAUGUUCUUCAGCAGAAGCACUUCCCUGCUGGUUGGAGCUGCAGAAACAUGGAAGCUCUGAUCCUGCUGCUGGUCCUUUUCUCCUCCCGCUACACAUCUUCUGCGUCCACCAUCUUUUAUUCCUCCACACAUGAACGCUCAAGCAUCGCCUACACCGCCACGAGUCCCUCCGUCACCUUCACUGACGAGCGACUAUCGGAAGCAGGAAGAACCCACAGGACCACUGGACAGGUGACAGCUUCAUACGUCCACAGUUUAACAACUGACCAAGCUUCAACAUCUGGGGACAGCAUCGCCAAACCAGAAACAGGGAUGAUGUUUAAGGCAGACUCCAGUCCUGAUGCCUCAGCUUCAGGCACUGAUUUGUCAGUUUUAAACAGCACCCGCAUUGUCUCCUCAAGUCCAGCGUUUGCGACAGACGUAGGGCAGAGUUCAUCAGCUAGAAAUCUUCUUCAGCUUUGGGCUGAAGCAGAGAAAACAUUGGAGCAUCAAGAAGUUUCCACCGCGAACGCCGUCUCUGUGGGGAAUAAUCCUGAACCUGAAGCUGCAGCUCAUACUCCAGUUCCCUCCACAGGUUCUUCAACAGGUUCCUCCCCAGUUUCCUCCAAAAGUUCCUCCACAUACUCUGACAACAAGGAUUCUCUGGUCACCUCCAAGGUUACCUCUGGAGGAAUCUCCGAUGUUACCAUAACCUUCCAGGUCACCUCCGAUGUUAUUGUUGCUUCAUCGGCAGCUUCUGACACCGAAUCAAACAAACACUAUGCAGCAAAUUCAACUCCACCUGCUUCCUCUGCCAUCACACGUCUUCCGAAGACUGCUCGCGUACCAACAUCCAUCUUGGAGACGCAUCCACCAUCCACCCCUCAAACUCUAUCCAUUUUCAAAACUUCUCUGGCAGUUCCUCUGUCGCAGGCAACGCUCUCUCCCGUUCACCUGGAAAUCUCAGCAAGCACCACUACUGAAGGUGCUCCUCCUACAUCCCGGAGGGGGAUCACCACCACAAGUCCAACAAACUCACCUGUGACCACCACCAGACCCACUACCACACUUAUAAAAGCCAAGAAACCCUCUACCACACCUGUUACCACCACCAAACCUGCUACCACACCUGUUACCACCACCAAACCCGCUACCACACCUGUAACCACCACCAAACCCUCUACCACACCUGUUACCACCACCAAACCUGCUACCACACCUGUUACCACCACCAAACCCGCUACCACACCUGUAACCACCACCAAACCUGCUACCACACCUGUAACCACCACCAAACCCGCUACCACACCUGUAACCACCACCUAUCCCACUAACACACCUGUAACCACCACCAAACCCGCUACCACACCUGUAACCACCACCAAACCUGCUACCACACCUGUAACCACCACCAAACCUGCUACCACACCUGUUACCACCACCAAACCCGCUACCACACCUGUAACCACCACCUAUCCCACUAACACACCUGUAACCACCACCAAACCCGCUACCACACCUGUAACCACCACCAAACCUGCUACCACACCUGUAACCACCACCAAACCUGCUACCACACCUGUAACCACCACCAAACCUGCUACCACACCAGUAACCACCACCAAACCUGCUACCACACCAGUAACCACCACCUAUCCCACUACCACACCAGUAACCACCAACUAUCCCACUACCACACCUGUAACCACCACCAAACCUGCUACCACACCAGUAACCACCACCAAACCUGCUACCACACCAGUAACCACCACCAAACCUGCUACCACACCAGUAACCACCACCAAACCUGCUACCACACCAGUAACCACCACCAAACCUGCUACCACACCAGUAACCACCACCAAACCUGCUACCACACCAGUAACCACCAACUAUCCCACUACCACACCUGUAACCACCACCAAACCUGCUACCACACCAGUAACCACCACCAAACCUGCUACCACACCAGUAACCACCACCUAUCCCACUACCACACCAGUAACCACCACCAAACCUGCUACCACACCAGUAACCACCACCAAACCUGCUACCACACCUGUAACCACCACCAAACCUGCUACCACACCAGUAACCACCACCUAUCCCACUACCACACCAGUAACUACCACCUAUCCCACUACCACACCAGUAACCACCAACUAUCCCACUACCACACCUGUAACCACCACCAAACCUGCUACCACACCUGUAACCACCACCAAACCUGCUACCACACCUGUAACCACCACCAAACCUGCUACCACACCAGUAACCACCACCAAACCUGCUACCACACCAGUAACCACCACCAAACCUGCUACCACACCUGUAACCACCACCAAACCUGCUACCACACCAGUAACCACCACCUAUCCCACUACCACACCAGUAACCACCACCUAUCCCACUACCACACCAGUAACCACCAACUAUCCCACUACCACAACUGUAACCACCACCAAACCCUCUACCACACCUGUAACCACCACCAAACCUGCUACCACACCAGUAACCACCACCUAUCCCACUACCACACCAGUAACCACCACCUAUCCCACUACCACACCUGUAACCACCACCUAUCCCAUUACCACACCAGUAACCACCACCAAACCCACUACCACACCUGUAACCACCACCAAACCCUCUACCACACCUGUAACCACCACCUAUCCCACUACCACACCAGUAACUACCACCUAUCCCACUACCACACCAGUAACCACCACCUAUCCCACUACCACACCUGUAACCACCACAAAACCCACUACCACACCUGUAACCACCACCAAACCUGCUACCACACCAGUAACCACCACCAAACCUGCUACCACACCUGUAACCACCAUCUAUCCCAUUACCACACCUGUAACCACCAUCUAUCCCAUUACCACACCUGUAACCACCACCAAACCCUCUACCACACCUGUAACCACCACCAAACCCUCUACCACACCUGUCACAGCCAUUCUACCACCCAGCACCAGUUCAGCGGCUUCAGCUCCAACCAGAGCUACCACAGCUUCUCCUCAGACUGCAACAACAUCUAAAACCAGGACGGCAGGGCUAACCACAGCUAUGUCCCGCUGCUUGGUGAAAUUCUUGAACAUCAGCUCGAGCUCCGGUUCUGUGUCAGUGUCGUUCAGCACCGCUGGACCCUCCUGUAGCUUCAGCCUGAUCACCGGGGAUCCCCGCCGACCCACUCCCUGCAACCCAGACCAGGGGGGAAUGGGCUUCACCUGCCGGGUCACAGGUCUGAGUCCCGGGACCCAGUACCGGGUAACUGUCAUCUCAGAGCAGGACGGAGAGCGGAGUAGCACGACGGUGCUCACAGCGCCUCUUCCUGUGCAGAAGCUCAUGGUCCGUCAUGCGGAUGAAGCCACGCUGAGCGUCCUGUGGAAUCCCCCACCUGGGGAGUGGGACAGCUUUGUUGUCGUAAUCCAACAGGCGGAACCCUCCUACCCUCUGAUGGACCCACCACUCCCUCAGGUGGACCCCAUCCUUCCUCAGAUGAACCCUCCUCUCCACCCUGAGGUAGCCCCUGCCCUCCCUCUGGUGGAGCCCGGCCCCAUGGAGGUUCGGAGGCUCCUCCCCCGGGAGGCCAGAGAGUUUACCUUUAGGACCCUGACCUCAGGACAGCUGUACACCGUCACUGUGACGACCAUCACUGGCAACCUGAGCAGUUCAGCCUCCGUCAGAGCAUACACCCGUCCGGCCCAAGUCUCGGAGCUGCAUCUCGGGGUUCAGAGCAGCACCGACAGCCUGCAGGCCAGGUGGCAGCGAGCCUCCGGAAAGCUGGACUCAUACCGUGUUCUGCUGGUCUGUGACAGCAGCAUCAUCAAGAACGAGAGUGUUGCUGCUGACGCCACCAGCAUCACCUUCCACCUCCUUAGACCUGGUGCCCUCUACAGGGCGGUGCUGACGACCGUCAGGGCCGGACUCAGCUCCAGGCAGACGGUCGCAGAGGGACGCACUGCCCCAGCUGCAGUGGGUGAGGUGACGGUCAGUAACAACGGCCGUCCGGACUUCCUCUCUGUGUCGUGGCGUGCUGCACCCGGCGACGUAGACGGUUACCUGGUGACGCUGAGCGACUCUGUGAGGACGGUCCACACUGUGUCCGUCUCCAAGUCCAGCAAUGAGUGUGUCUUCAGCUCGCUGGAGUCCGGACGCCUCUACAGCGUCAGCAUCGCGUCCCGCAGCGGCAACAAGUACAACAGCACUCGCGUCCAGGAGAGGACCCAGCCGUCCCCGGUCCAGAACCCGACUGCAACCCACGCUGCCCGUGAUGACUACCUGAAAGUUUACUGGCGACCCGCGGUGGGGGAUUUGGACCGGUACCAGGUCUUCAUCAAACACAACAACAUGUUCCUUCAGAACCAGACAGUGCUGAAGAACCAGAACCAGUGUGUGUUUACCGGCCUGGAGCCCGGCAGGCUGUACACUGUUCUGGUGCAAAUGGAUGGGAAGUACCAGACCAGCACUUCCACCCACGGCCGGACCUUCCCGGCUGCGGUUCGCUCCCUGGUUCUGGUCAGUCAGGGCACCGAGGACCUGCGGGUCUCCUGGUCCGCAGCGCUGGGGGACGUGGACCAUUACGAGGUGCAGCUACUCUUCAACGACAUGAAGGUGUUCCCUCCCGUGACGCUGGGCAGCAGCGUGGGGGAGGUCCUGCUGUCCUCGCUCACCCCGGGACGCCUGUACAAGAUCCUGGUGUCCACCUUCAGCGGCCCCAACCAGAGGGCCCGCUUCAUCGAGGGCCGCACAGUUCCCAGCAGAGUGAAGAACAUCCAGGUGAGCCACAGCGGGGAUGGCAGCAGUCUACAAGUGAGCUGGACGGCGGGGCAGGGCGAUGUGGACAGUUUCACCGUGUUCCUGCACCGCGGGGAACGGCAGCUGGACGUCCGCUCCAUCCUCAAACAGCAACACCAGCUGACGUUUGGCUCGCUGCAGCCAGGACAGAAAUACAGCCUGACAGUGCAGAGUGUGAGCGGAGACCUGGUCAACAACUGCAGCGCCGCCGGGCGCACAGUGCCGGCUGCGGUGAUGGGGCUGCAAGUGGAGGCGCUUUCCCCCCCCCGCAGCCUGCAGGUGAGCUGGCAGGAAGCUCUCGGCGUUUCGGAUGGCUACAUCCUGCAGCUCCAGGACGAGAGAGGCUGUCUGCUGGCCAACUCCUCUCAGCCCUCUGGACGCACCCAGAUCAGUUUCGACAGUCUCAUUCCGGGAAAGAAGUACCGGGUCCUGGUGCAGACCACCAGCGGGGGGGUGCACAGCCCAGGGGUCAGUGCCGAGACUCGCACACGCCCUGCAGCCGUCACCGAUCUGUCCAUCAGCGCCAACACCACCACCGGCCUGGCCUUUCUCUGGUCUCCGCCUGACGGCGAGUUCGACGGGUACGAGAUCUUUCUAUAUAAACGUAACGAGUCGAUCCAGGAGAGCCGAGAGGCACCCUCCAGCCUCCAGCAGGUCUCAUUCCAGGGGCUCAGACCUGGAGCCUCGUACCGGCUAGUGGUGGUGACCCACAGCGGAGCGCAAAGUAACCAAUCAGAUGUGUGGGCACGAACAGUCCCAGCAGCUGUAGCGUCCCUGCUGGUCCACACUGGGAACCAGUCCCUGAGGCUGAGCUGGGUUCGGGGGGGUGGAGAUCUGAGUGGGUACCUGGUGGCUCUGAUUGGCUCCCGCGGGGCUCGGCGAACGGAGCAUCUUGGCCCUGACACCACAAAGUUCAUCUUCUCAGGCCUCAGGCCGGGCCGUCUGUACCAGGUGGAGCUGCUAAGCCUGAGCGGAGAACUCAGCAACCGAGCCUGCAGCGAGGGGAGAACGGCUCCAACGCCGCCUACCUCCUUCCUGUUUGGGGGGGUCACUAACACCUCUCUGGAGAUCACCUGGGUCGCCCCCCUCGACUGUGACUACGAUGACUUCGACCUGCAAUGGACGCCUCAGGACCGGCUGUCCGUCACAGACCCAUACAGAAGCCCCGCCUCCAGGAGCCGCAUCCUGCAGGGCCUGUUUCCAGGGCGACGCUACAGCUUCAGCCUGCGCACAGUCAGCGGGGGGGCCGGGGCGGCCGCAUACAGCUCCCCCAUCCACAACAGCAUCCGGACCAGGCCGGGGGGGGUGCAGGGCCUGCACUGCCGCCCUCAGAGCUCCACCUCCAUCUCCUGCUCCUGGACCCCCCCGCAGGCCGACUACGACUCAUACAGCAUUGAGUGUUUGGACUCACGGGUCAUGGUUUACUCCCGGCGCACCGGCAGCGACGCCAUGGCUUACGUCAUCGAACAGCUGCAGCCGCACCGCCGCUACGACGUCUGCGUGAAGACCAUCUCCGACCAGAGCACCAGCGAGGAGGCGCGGGACAGCGUGGUCACCAUGAUUGACAGUCCUCCUUUGCCCCCCCCCAGUACCAGAAUCAGUGUUUACUCUGCUGUCGUCACAGAGUCCUCGAUCCUCUUCAGGGUGAACUGCAGCUGGUUCAGCGACUCUAACGGGGCCGUCAGGUUCUUCACUGUGGUGGUGGCCGAGUCUCAGGGUGAUGAAGAGGAGCAGCCUCAGCAGCAGCAUCCUCUUCCUUCAUACCGGGAUUACCAAUCCAACAGCUCCAUAAGGAGCUUUCAGACCGGCUUCUUCCCUAGCAGCUGCAGCGACAGCAAACACCACAGCUUCCAGUUGUUUCUGGGGACGGGGGCGCUUCCUCUGGGCGGCCCCUGCCAGUACAUAGACCCCGCACUAUCAGAGAGCAUCCCCGGCCAGUUCUGUGAUGGGCCCCUGAAACCCAGAACUGCAUACAGGCUCAGCAUCCGAGCGUUCACUCAGCUGUUUGAUGACCAGCAGAGAGCCUCUCCUCUGUACAGCGACACCUACUUGUCACUGCCCGUCGUCACCGAGGCCGAGCCUCUGAACGGCGUGAUAGAGGGCGUCAGUGCCGGCAUGUUCCUCAUCGUUAUGAUGGUGGGGAUCACCGCUCUGCUGGUUUGCAGACAAAAGACUCGCAAAGUAGUUCAGGAGAGAACGGUGGUCAGGAUGAGUGAGAGGAGGGAGGGACUGACAGCAGGCCUCCAUCAGCAAGUCAGAGGUCCCAUAAAGGUCCUGAGCUUUGAGAGCCACUUUAAUAAGCUGCAGGCCGACUCCAACUACCUGCUGUCAGAGGAAUACGAGGACUUGAAGGACAUCGGCCGUAAUCAGAUCUUCGAUUCAGCUCUGCUGCCGGAGAACCGCGGGAAGAACCGGUACAACAAUAUCCACCCCUAUGACUCCACCCGGGUGAAGCUGUCCUGUGUCGACGAUGAUCCGAGUUCUGACUACAUCAACGCCAGCUACAUGCCGGGUAAUAACUCUCGGCGGGAGUAUGUGGCGGCUCAGGGGCCGUUGCCGGGGACGAAGGAUGACUUCUGGAAGAUGGUGUGGGAACAAAACGUGACCAACAUGGUGAUGGUCACGCAGUGUGUGGAGAAGGGCCGGGUGAAGUGUGAUCACUACUGGCCCCUGGACCACGAGCCGCUGUAUUACGGGGAUCUGAUCGUCAGGAUGCUGUCAGAGUCCGUGCUGCCGGAGUGGACCAUCAGGGAGUUCAACAUGUGCAGCGAGGAUCAGGUCUCGCGGCUGGUCCGUCAAUUCCAUUACACCGUGUGGCCCGAUCAUGGUGUCCCAGAAACCACACAAUCCCUGAUCCAGUUUGUCCGUACCGUGCGGGAUUACGUGAACCGAAGUCCUGGAUCAGGACCCACCGUGGUCCACUGCAGUGCUGGUGUGGGCCGUACAGGGACCUUCAUGGUUCUGGAUCAGGUUCUGCAGCAGCUGGAAUGCAGAGACUCUGUGGACCUGUUCGGCUCUGUGCUGCAGCUGAGGCUGCACCGCUGUCAUAUGGUGCAGACCGAGGGUCAGUAUCUGUACCUCCAUCAGUGUAUCCGUGACGUUCUCAGAGCCAGGAAGCUCCGCUGUGACCAGGAGAACCUCCAUCCACUCUGUGAACAUUUGAACUACAACUCCCAAAGAGAGACGCUGUUCAGCAGACGCUAACCUCUCCACCCGAAACACCACUUUAUUUUUUUAUCAAAGUUUAUAUUUCAGAAACUUUAUUUAUGUACCAUGCAGAUAAUGUACGGUACAUAUGCUUCAUUUCCAUGUGAAAUGAUAUAUAUAUAUACUUCUUCUCUUUUAAAUUAUGUGUCUGAGCUUUUACAGCUUUAUUUUACAUUGCUGUCUGAACUCUGUGAUGCUACAGUUUCCUGUUCAUAAGAAUUUGAAAUAUAUAUAAAUAACUACAUUUCAUCAGGAUAAAGGUCACAUUAUAUUGUGUAUGUAACCAUUCAUUUCAAGUGUGCAUGAUGUAUUUUGAACAUCCUGAACAGUAAUUAAACACCACAGAAGUAAAA